AUGUCCAAGGUCUUCAUCGUCAGCGGUGCCAGCAAGGGCAUUGGCGCCGCCGUCACGCGCCAUCUCCUCGGGCAGGGCCACAAGGUUGUGCUAACGGCAAGGUCAGAGAAGCUACUCAAGGGCACACAGACGGCGCACCCAGGCCAGGUGGAAUACUUAGCAGGCGACAUGACGGAUUCUUCGGUUGCACCCAGGCUAGCCGAGAUCGCCGUCGACAAGUUUGGUCGCAUCGACGGCGUUGUGAUCAACCACAGCAUCCUGGAGAACACGGCGCUGGCGGACAUGAGCGUGGAGGACUUCAGAAGCAUGUACGAGAUUAAUGUCGUCAGCUGCUUCGCAAUGGCCAAAGCGGCAUUGCCGGAACUACGCAAGAGCAGAGGCUGCAUCGUCUGGGUUUCGUCGGGUGCUGCAACCAAGACGUACCAGGCCUGGGGGGGCUACGGCUCUUCCAAGGCGGCCAUCAAUUCCUUGUCGGGCCACCUUGCUGUUGAAGAAAAGGACAUCACAAGCAUUGCCAUCCAACCUGGUCGCGUCGACACCGACAUGCAGCAGCUCAUUCGUGAUACAGGAUCCGACACAAUGGACAAAGCCGUCUACAAAACAUUCGUGCAAGCAAAGGACACGGGAUCGCUUCUCAAGCCGGAGCAGCCUGGCAACGUCAUUGCACGAUUUGUAGCUUCCCCGUCCCAGGAGCUCAGCGGCAAGUUUACAGCUUGGAACUCACCUGAACUGGCUGCCUAUCAAGAGUAG
Messenger RNA from Cordyceps fumosorosea ARSEF 2679, 750 nucleotides. RefSeq names its product NAD(P)-binding domain protein. Gene Ontology annotation, molecular function: oxidoreductase activity, acting on NAD(P)H, oxygen as acceptor. The record is from RefSeq and is a predicted model, not a curated record. Gene Ontology annotation, cellular component: intracellular anatomical structure. The transcript has 4 exons. Bases 1 to 750 code for a protein of 249 amino acids. NCBI's taxonomy places the organism in Eukaryota, Fungi, Ascomycota, Sordariomycetes, Hypocreales, Cordycipitaceae.